UCUUAUUGACUGAAGCCAUGAUGAACAGAAGUAAUCGGACGCUGACAGGAAGUGAAGAUAACAGCAUGACUGAGGUCAGAGAUCUGCCUACCUGUUUGUCUCCUGCUUUAGGCGUCCGAGCUGAGCCCCCAGUUGGUGGUGGGAGCGCUGGUGCUCGUGCGAGUGGGCCGAGGGGAGCGCGGUGACGGCCGAGGGAGCGGGGUCGGCGGACACCCCUGUGUCGUCGGCGGCCGGCGCCAACACGGGGCCGAACUCGACCUCCUCCUCGUCCACCUCGUCCUCCUUUUCGGCGCCCUCGCACUCGGAUGCCGGGCCAAAGUGUGUCUGCAGCUCUAUUGAGGGGGAAAAGUCAAGAGAUGCCAGUAGAAACUCACCUGGAAUGAGAAUGGUAAUGGCUGCCUGCACAGCUCGGCGGAUGAUGUUAUCCAUGGCGAACAUCCAGUGAGGUUUGAUGUGAUGGUUUCUGAGCACCUUGUUUACCUGAGGGAAGGAAACAUGAACGCUAUUUAAUGAGACACCUUUUUGCCGUGUGUGUGUGUGUGUGUGUGUGUUUUCUGACCGAGUCCUGGAAGCCGAAGAGCACCAGCUGGAUCUGGUUGAUGGAAGUGGAGUCAAAGUCCAGGUCCAGCUUGAGCUUGGAGAUGGUGGCCGCCAUGACGCGCCUCUCCGGGGAAUGGAUGAAGUCUCGGAGGAUGCAGAUGAUCUGCUUGAUGUGCUCCACGGACAGCUGGAGCUCCUCGCUGCCCUGAGCGUCACCGAAGAUGUCAGCACAGGGAGUUUUUAAUGUACCUUAAACAUGGCGGCUUGAGGCUCCCCCAGCUCAUGGAAGGGAGGCUUUCCGGUGGCCAUUUCUAUGAUUGUGCACCCCAGGGACCAGAUGUCUGCUGGGGCCCCGUAGCCUCGGGGACCUUUAUCGAUGAUUUCCGGAGCCAUGUACUGCAAAGUGCCUGUCGCCGGAGGAGGUCUGCCUGUUCCAUGGGAGGAAGCCCGAGUACCCGGAGGGAACCCACGCAGUCACGGGGAGAACAUGCAAACUCUACACAGAAAGAUCCCGAGCCCGGGAUUGAACCCAGGAUUACUCAGGACCUUUGUAUUGUGAGGCAGACGCACUAACCCCUGUCCCACCGUGCUGCCUUAUUUAAGCCUUGCUUGUUCAAUAUUCAUUGCAAAACUUGUUUGGGUCCCUAUUAAAAGGUUAAUUUGUUCAACCUUGGCCCGCGGCUUUGUUCCGUUUUAAAUUUUGGCCCACUCUGUAUUUGAGUUUGACACCCCUGUAUUAGACUGUAGGUCUUUAUUUAUUUUUGUUGUUUAGCUUGAUUGUAAAAUAUGUCGAUCAAGAGGGGGUGUGGCGUACUUUUAUUGUCAAUAUUCAGUGUUUUAUUGUUAAUAUGUUGUGAUCCGGCUUCCGGAUCACACAUCUCUAGCAUGUUUGUCUUUUUUGUAUUGUCCUACUAUGUUUUGAUCAUGUUUUGGACUCUACCGAUCCCGUUUGUUAGCGCACUUCCUUAUUUACAUUCAUCACCAUGACAACUUAUUUGCUCCUCCUGCACGGCUCAUUCACACACCGGUUUGUAAUUAUGUUUUCUGUAUUUAAGCCCCUCUGCUACCUAGUUCGCUCUCGCCAGUUUGUUUGCACCUGCAACCGUUACGUGAGUGGUCUCUGUUUAUUUUUCUGCUUGCUAAAUGUAGCUUGCCUCCGCGCGCUUGCCUCGCGCUUUAUGGACUUCGAACUCUGUCUUCUGUGUAUAUUAGCAUUUAGUUUUCUGUGCUCAGACACGCCUUUGAUUUGCUCUUUUGUACCAGUGUUCUUUUGUAACUUCAUAUUAAAAGGCUGUUCAUACCUUCAUUCCUGCCUGCUGUGAUCCUGCGCAUCGAGAGGCGACACUCCCCGCGCAUCCACGAUGCCGCGCAAACGUAACAGAAACUGGCGAGCAGAAACGCGUCACCUCGCGCUGGAUCCUCCAGGACACCGUUCCCGACAAGCAGCAUACCCGACCAAGUACUCCUCCGCUCCAACCCAGGACUCUUCUCUACGGGUUGGUACUUUGUUCACUUCUCCCGUUCCCAGUCACCAUGUUGCUAUUCCCAUUAGCAUCCCACCAUCUUCCGCCUUCCCUGUCACUCACAGUGACGUCACUCCGUUCACGCCCCCCUAUGACGUCACCGUUAACACCUUAGUGGAUUCCUCUGCACAUUUUUUUGACCUUAGUGACGAGGAGCUUUUUGAAGAUGAACUUUCUCCCAUUCCACCCAAGGACCUAAUUUUAUAUACGAAAAUUUUCAAGGAUAAUUGUAGCACAUCCAAGCCCAGUCACACCCCCAACAAUGACUUUAAUAAUAUAAUUAAUUAUUACCAGGACAUUUUCCGCCACUACUAUGACUCUAGUCAGUCUUCACCCCCCAUACCCGCUUCCCCCCCUCUCAAGUCUCGUUCUCCGCCUGAAUCCGUGCCUUUUUCCACCUCAUUUAGUGAGGAUUUUGAACAUUUUAGAGGGGAGGAGCCUGCCCUCCUCCAAACCUCCCACCGCCCGCCCUUACGGUCAGCCUCUGUCCAACGGGGCCCCGUCUGGAAUCCGGGUCUUGAGGGGAGGGCCAGUAUUACUACCAAGCCUCCUAGACCUCCACCACCGGUGUUCACCCCUGUUAAACCUGUUAAGCCACUACGGCCUCCUAGACCUCCUCCACCGGUGUUCUCCCCGGUCAAGUCACGCCCUCUUAGACCUCCUCCACCUGUGUUCCGUCCGUGCCCUAGUUCUAGUUUUAGUCACAGUCUCUCUGAGUUCGAGUCCCAGCCUUCUUCGUAGCCCAUGCUCUAGUCCUACUCGUAGACCGACUUGUAGACUGAGUCGUAGUCCAAGUCCUGGCCCGAGUUUCCGUUCUGAUUCUAGUUGUAGUCCUAGUCUUUCUCGUAGUCGUCGUAGUCCUAGUUCCACUCGUAGACUGAUCCGUAGUCCGAGUCCUGUUUCGAGUCCGGUCCCGAGUCUUGUUUCUUGCCUUUGUAAUAUUAGUACUGAUUCCCCUCGUGGUCUUAGUCCGAACCCUAGUCCUUACCCAAGUACUUGUCCGAGCCCCAGUGUUACUGUAAGUCCUAGUCUUUGUCCUAGUCCUUGCCCGAGCACCAGUUUGAUUGUUAGUCCCAGUCCUUGCCCAAGCCCUAGUUUGACCGUUUGUCCUAGUUCUUGCCCAAGCCCUGGUAUGACUGUAAGUCCUGGUCGUUGCCCAAGCCCUUCUCAAAGCACUAGUGUGAUUGUAAGUCCUGGUCCUCUCUCAAGUCCUUGCCCGAGUCCUAGUGUUUGUCUUAUCACUCAUCAUAGUCCUAGUCCUGCUCACAGCCAGUCCCCUAGUUCUCCUCGGCAGACCCCUGUGCCUGCUCCUCGGCUGAAGCCGACUCCUGCUCCUCGGCUGAAGCCGACUCCUGCUCCUCGGCUGAAGCCGACUCCUGCUCCUCGGCUGAAGCCGACUCCUGCUCCUCGGCUGAAGCCGACUCCUGC
This is a messenger RNA of Nerophis ophidion (straightnose pipefish), 3491 nucleotides long. RefSeq lists its product as uncharacterized. The record is from RefSeq and is a predicted model, not a curated record. Lineage: Eukaryota; Metazoa; Chordata; Actinopteri; Syngnathiformes; Syngnathidae. Bases 1902 to 2804 code for a protein of 300 amino acids. The transcript has 4 exons.